CUGCUAUCUGUGCCGACUGAUAGUUUAUAAAAGAAUCUAUCGGUCGGGAUGAACUGCGAGGUGUAGCAUUGUAUUUCCUAGUCGGUGUUGUCAGUUCCGAAGUAAGUUACAGGCCACACAUACACAUGAAAUAUUGGUCAAAACAGUGCAUAGAACAUAACAAAACGUGGACAUUCACGGAAAGAAACGGGAACUUGGAUUUUAGGAACACCGAACAGGUGUCCGGGCGAGCUCUUUAUUCUGGAAGUUUGAGUGUUAACAACAGUGCUUGUUAGUGAAUACUCUCAGCUUGGCGGGAUCAGUACAGGCAGGUCCACUAGCGGAAUGGCUGACCACAGUCAGGUGACAGCGGGACAUCACCAGACAGACAGGAACGGCCAUGUUCAUUUUCCAGCUGAUCAGGUGGUCACCCAUGACAGUGAAAUUCAGAUCGUCCGUCAAGAAAACAAAUAUGAUGUCCACCUGGGCUUCCUGCAAUUCCGACACUUGUACAAGGUGACGUUCUGUGUUAAAGAUACCCUUGGAGAGGACAUUGAAGCUGAUCCCUUACAGAACCUUCACGUCAAGAUGGAGAGCUAUCAGCCAACUGAAGAUGGAGAAGGGCACCAAGUGGUCGUUAUAUUCAACGCUCAUCGAGAGAAGGUUUUAGAAGAAAGUCUGAAGGUUACAGACUCCAAGGACAAGAGCAAAUCUAUAACACUGGCCUUCCACGCUCGUGUCCUCGGGAAGGGCCAGGGAACACCUGCUCUACGUAACGGCAUCCAUUGUCUCAGCGUGGACUGGGACGAAGACUCCGACGUCAGCGACUGGCAGGGCUUCAACUAGACUCUUCCCGACAACAUCAUUGUUGACGCACCCAUGGCUUGUACACACAACUUUCCUCAAUUACACUUGAAUACAGGGGACACUAUUUGUGUCUAGUGGUUAAAGUGUUUUGCUCAUCAUACUGAAAACCCAGGUUCGAUUCCCCACAUGGGUACAAUGUGUGAAGCCAUUUCUGGCGUCCCCUGCUGUAAUAUUGCUUGAAUAUAGCUAAAAGCGGCGUAAAACCACUCACUCACUAAAAUAUGUGUCACUACUACCCUAUAUGGCGGCCAUAUGUGUUCACAGGUGAGAGAGGAACAUAGUGUAUACAAGCCAUGAAGUAUUGACGAUGUUUUAGGAUAUGUCCGUAUGGACUUUGUUGCCGUCAAGAUGGGACCGUCGUGAACAAGACAUACCCUGAACUCAAGACAUGACCACUUUGGAGUUGGGUACUCCACACCUGUCAAAAAUGACAUCCUAAUGUCAAAUAUUACUGUUUGAGGUUCUUUUAAAUCCUUCAACGGCAACUGUAAACUCCGAAAUAAUGUCCUAUUAUUUGUAUUGUGAAAUUGGAGCUGCAGUGUUCACGUAACUGAAAUGUACAUACAAAAUGGGAAUGUUGUCAAUCAUUGACUGUCUUGGUCAUGUUGGUUGAAGUUCUUUGAAUGCAAAAUGUUAUUGAUCAGUUACCAUGGUAACACAAUGACCUUGAAAAGAAGAAACCAAGGUGAAGGUCAAAGAAACUUUCAUUUCUCUGUUUCCAAGUAAAUUGAUCUUUUCAUAACACAAAUAUCAAUAUGGGAUUUAAUAACAGGAAAUAAUUACUUUGUAUGUUGUUUAGACGGUGAUUAAAUUGGACCAUUGAAAAGAGGGCUUUUAUAUAUAUUUACAGUAAAAUUUUGACAUGAUUUCUUUGAUCCGCAAGCAAAGCAUAAGGUCAAAGGUUGUCAUCAGCAUGAGGUUUGAUAUGCCGCUGUUCUGGGAAUUAAUCUGGAAAGUUCAAUAUCAUGUCUGAGAAAGUGGGGCCUUGACUUCCAUGAAAUUUCAAAACCAACUUACCUGACAGGUCUGAAGGUAUGCAAAUGUGGUAGAAGAGGAUAAUAAUUACAAGCGAAGUCACAUAGAUAGAUUGUGUUAGAAAUGGAUAGAUUGUGUUAGAAAUGUGUUAGAAAUGGAUGGAUGGUAUUAGAAAUAUGUUAUGGUCAUGAGCUGCUCAGUAUUAGGUUUUUUCCUGUUUAAAAUUACUUUUAGCAAUAUUUCUAUACAGAAAAACUAUGCCUGAAUGAGCGUCUUUAUAAUGCUAUGUCAUAAGAUUUCACACAUGUGCUCUAGAAUUAAAAGUCGAAGAAUGUGAAA
This is a messenger RNA of Haliotis rufescens (red abalone), 2160 nucleotides long. Its product is annotated as UPF0687 protein C20orf27 homolog. Bases 325 to 825 code for a protein of 166 amino acids. The transcript is spliced from 4 exons. The record is from RefSeq and is a predicted model, not a curated record. Lineage: Eukaryota; Metazoa; Mollusca; Gastropoda; Lepetellida; Haliotidae.